Diceros bicornis minor is the source of this 779-nucleotide messenger RNA. RefSeq names its product diazepam-binding inhibitor-like 5. Gene Ontology annotation, molecular function: fatty-acyl-CoA binding. Lineage: Eukaryota; Metazoa; Chordata; Mammalia; Perissodactyla; Rhinocerotidae. Gene Ontology annotation, biological process: fatty acid metabolic process. The transcript has a single exon. Bases 219 to 482 code for a protein of 87 amino acids. Gene Ontology annotation, cellular component: mitochondrion. The record is from RefSeq and is a predicted model, not a curated record.
UGCAAUCUGUACUUUAUAAAAACACACAUUUGAUUUCUGAGAAAACACACACACAAAUAUCCUAUGGGCUUCUCACACGUUACCCUGUUUCCUUUUCUCCCUUUCCCUUCUUUCCAGACUUAACUACCAGCCUCAAGCGUUUUUAACUCUCUCCCCUCCAGCUUCUAGCGCCAGAUACCACCUAGAAAGGACAGAGGGGCGCCGCCUCAGCUCCUGCAAUGUGCCAGGUGGAGUUUGAGAUGGCCUGUGCUGCUAUCAAGCAGUUGAAGGGACCUGUGAGUGAUCAAGAGAAACUGUUGGUGUACAGCUUCUACAAACAGGCCACCCAGGGCGACUGCAACAUCCCUGCCCCGCCCACCACAGACGUGAAAGCCAAGGCCAAGUGGGAGGCAUGGAACCAGAACAAAGGGAUGUCCAAGAUGGACGCCAUAAGGAUCUAUGUUGCAAAAGUGGAAGAGCUGAAGAAAAACGAUACUGGUUAAGGAGGACAGAGUGUCAGUCAGACCGAAGUAGCACGGCGCCUCUGGUAGGGAAAAGGGCUUCUUAAAAGACCUUGAUGGCUGAAAUGUCCUGAAACCAUAACAACCAUAGCUGAGACAUCAAUAAAUCACUUAAACUGCAUGGGAGUGAUUGUCUGCUGUUGGAAAAGUGAUAAACUCAAAGUCAAGUUACAGCACAAAGGGCAGGAUCUGCUUGCUGCAAGACAAAAGCCAAUCAUCAAGAGGCAAGAUGGUGGAAAAGAAAGGGCAGUUUAUCACAUCUUGUUAGCAAGGGGGAAG